AUGCGACUCUGCAUUGACUACCGAGGCCUUAUUCAAGUGACCAUCAAGAAUCGGUACCCGUUGCAGAGAAUUGAUGAGUUGCUUGACCAGUUGCAAGGAGCGAAAUGGUUUUCAAAGAUCGAUUUGCGCUCGGGGUAUUACCAGAUCCGAGUGAAGCUAAUGCACCGCGUGUUUAUGGAAUAUCUCGAUGAGUUCAUCAUAAUCUUCAUCGACGAUCUCUUGAUCUAUUCACUGGACUAG
Messenger RNA from Tarenaya hassleriana, 240 nucleotides. Its product is annotated as RNA-directed DNA polymerase homolog. The transcript has 2 exons. Bases 1 to 240 code for a protein of 79 amino acids. NCBI's taxonomy places the organism in Eukaryota, Viridiplantae, Streptophyta, Magnoliopsida, Brassicales, Cleomaceae. The record is from RefSeq and is a predicted model, not a curated record.